Messenger RNA from Meriones unguiculatus (Mongolian gerbil), 3620 nucleotides. It is a transcript of the gene Gpsm1, whose product is annotated as G protein signaling modulator 1. Bases 1901 to 2401 code for a protein of 166 amino acids. Lineage: Eukaryota; Metazoa; Chordata; Mammalia; Rodentia; Muridae. The transcript is spliced from 4 exons. Gene Ontology annotation, molecular function: protein binding; GTPase regulator activity. The record is from RefSeq and is a predicted model, not a curated record.
GGGGGGAGGGGCGAGGCUGAGCUGGUUAGUCAGGGAGGCAGAGCUGUAAGCUGCAGGGCCUUCCACCUGGCCUUGUGCAUUCAGGCACUCUACAGCGUAGAGCUCAGAACUGUUAGGCGUACCUCAGAGAGCCCUCAUAGGCACUCCAGGUCAGCCUUCCUGCAGAUAGGCUGUCUCUUUCUGAACCUCAGUUUCCACCUUUGUCACAAGUCUUCAGGUGCUGUCUCUCUGUGUCCCAGGCCCCUUUGCCUUACUGGACCCCCUGAGACCUGGCUGCACAGCUGAAGGAGCUGGGCUACCUAGCCUACUCCAGGGAUGCAGGGAUUCCAUACCUCAGCAGUUGCUUAGAGGCUCUUGAAAGUCUGAGUGCUGGCCCAAACCUGGGGAACCCAUGCAGGGACACCAGUUUGGGAGUUCUCUGCCUCGAGCCUAAGAAGUGGCACAGCUAGUAACCACUUAAUGUGUCUCAGAGUCUAAGAGGCCUCCUGGGGAAUGGCAGACCUAAGGUGAGGGAAGUGAGGCCUGACAGGAGACGGUUGGGAAGGCCCCAAGCUUUCCCACAGCAUAGGUCCCAAAGGAAAGGCCUCAGUACUGGGGACAGUGUGAGAGGGAGCACAUGUUCAAUUCCUGCUCUUGGGGAAUGGCAUCAUGUGGAGGACACGCUGGGUGGCCAGGACACAGCUGUAGAUCCAGUGUGGAAAAGACAACAGGGAGUUAGCAUCUGCCCAGUGUUCUGAAAGGUCUGGGCAGGGAGAUGCCACCUACCCUACUUGGGCUUAGCAUCAUGAUUAAAGCUAGACUGGAGACCUGGCGUGGCCCAGCCGGGACCCACAGCAUAGCCUGGAUGCUCAGAACUGCUGGGGUCACUCAGCUUUCCUGGCGCCACACAGAAAUGUGUCGCUGGGUAGCUCAGUGGCCAAAUAAAAGACCGGUGUGACCAGUGGGUGGAGGGUGGCGCCUGCCAGAGAUCCAGAGACAGAGAGUGUAUUUAGGCUUAAGAGUCUGUGUGCAGGGAGGGCACUCAGGUCCCGAGGCUCUAGGAAGUAGCCUGAAACACCCUCAGCCUGCCACAGGCUCAGGUGGCCUGUGCUGCAUGGAAGCCUCGGUUAUUCUUAGUGCCUGGAGCCCACCCUUCCUGCCAGGGCGGCUGCCUCCAGCUCUACUCCAGCCCACUUCAUUCCUAUCACAGGGAGGCUUUGGGGAGCUAGGAAGGGAACACAUAGUCUCUUAUUCCUGGGCUCAGCGGAAGGUUGUGGUAGAGCCAAGGUGCCACCCUGCCAAUGUCAAGGGCUGCCCAAGCCAGAAUGGGAGUCCGACUGGAGUAGCCUCAGGAGCAAAGCUGAGGAAAGAGACUGCUUCUCCCAGGGACCUAGCUUUAGCUUUGGAAGGAAGCCCAGGGGCCCAGGGGUUGGGUGGGAAAGGGCUUUCAAAUAAGCUGUCCACCCCCACAGCCUUUAGCAUGCCCACCCACAGGCCUCCAGGGGUGUGCUCUGUAGAGCUGGGGGGAAGCCAGCUCAGUGUUUACAGAGUGAGUGAGUGAGUGUGUGUGUGUGUGUGUGUGUGUGUGUGUGUGUGUGUGUGUGUGUUUGAGAACUCGUGAGCUGCAGAAGCGAGGGCGGGUACAGGGAGAGCCCAGCCUCCUCCCUGGCUCCUAUUUAAGCAUCAGGCGAAUACCGUGGGUCCCAGCAACGGCAGCGAGGAGGCACUUGGCACUUCAGGCAGGUGGUAGCAGCUGUGCCUGGCACCUUGGCAUCCUGCCUGGGCUGCACAUGGCCUGGAACCCAUACAGCUCCUGAUUGCUUCUGCUGGAAGGAGCCUGUGAUUCCGCGGUAUUCCCAGGGCCCCAUCUUCUGAUGAGGAGUGCUUCUUUGACCUGCUGAGUAAGUUCCAGAGCAGUCGAAUGGAUGACCAGCGCUGUCCCCUAGAGGAAGGCCAGGCAGGGGCUGCUGAGGCCACAGCUGCUGCAACCCUGGAGGAGAGGGCAGCUCAGCCCUCUGUGACAGCUUCACCACAGACUGAGGAGUUCUUUGACCUCAUUGCCAGCUCCCAGAGCCGCCGGCUAGAUGACCAGAGGGCUAGCGUGGGCAGCCUGCCUGGGCUACGCAUCACCCUCAACAAUGUGGGGCACCUCCGAGGCGAUGGUGACCCCCAGGAGCCAGGGGAUGAGUUUUUCAACAUGCUUAUCAAGUACCAGUCCUCCAGGAUCGAUGACCAGCGCUGUCCACCCCCCGAUGUGCUGCCCCGAGGCCCCACCAUGCCUGAUGAGGAUUUCUUCAGCCUUAUCCAGAGGGUGCAAGCUAAACGGAUGGACGAGCAGCGUGUGGACCUUGCUGGGAGCCCGGAGCAGGAGGCCAGUGGGCUGCCUGAUCCCCGGCAGCAGUGUCCACCAGGUGCCAGCUAAGGCCACACCCCUGCAGCCAGGCAUGCCCUACCCUGGGCUCUGGGGCCUCACAGUUGUCCACAGUGGCCAUGAUCCCUCAAUAAGCCAAAUCCUCCCAAGGCCAUGAUGGAGAGCCAGCUCAGCCCCCAGCCCUUUCCCACUGAGCCAGAUAGUGGGCACAGCCUUCAAGGACAACACCUCCCCCCCCCAGGGUGGUGGGCUCAGGCUAGAGCUGCUAUAUGGGGAAGGGCAUGCUUCUGUCCCCAUAUGGUCCACAGCUUCCUGCAGGCCCUGCCCUGCCCUGCUCCAGGCCGGGCCUUCAGCAUGUUGGCCCCAAGCCCCGGUGCUGUCCAGAUUCUUCUCAAGUCCUGCCCUGCCAAAUGUGAAACUCUGCCAACUUCCCGAGCUCCCCAGAGGGGCUUCAAAGACUCUUCUGGCGGGGAAAAGGGGACUACAGUGGCAAGGCAUGUUCUGUCCCCCAGCUGGUCCUGGGAUAGCUACGCAGGAGAUACACUCUGAUCUGCCUCACCUCCCCAGGGCAGGCCCUAUCCUGGCCUGUCUGUGCCCAACCUUGCUAUGGGAGAUUGACAGUUUCAAAGUCCAGAUAGUCCUCAGCCUUGCAGUUACCCUUUGAGGAAGGAUGGAUCUUGUCCCUGCAAAGGGACAAGGCAAGCCUCCAAGCCAAAAACACAGGCAGGAUCUUAUCCUAGGAGUGCUGGCUGGCAGUGGGUAUUCAUGAGGAAUCUGAUCAGCUAGAUCUCCAGUCUCCUCAAUGGACAUCCCCCUGUUUUAUUAGGGAGACGGUAUCUUGUUUUUCUCCCCAAGGAGGGGUCCAGCUGUAAUAUCUGAGUUGGAUACAGGGCACUGUGGUUGGGGUGGAGACUCAGGCAGGCAUCUUGAGGUUAUCCUUGACAGUCGCUUGGGGAUCAUGGUCCCAGCUCUUGCCAGCAGGUCCUACAGCUAGCCCUACUGGAGGGCUCCAUACAACCUACUAACCCAGGGCCUCUUACCCUGCAGCCUAGGAGGGGCCAGAGCAAGGGAAACUGAAAAGCUGGACCUGAGGACAGAAGCAGAUAACAGAGCACAGGGUCUUGGGCGGGACAUUGGUGGCCGCCCGCAUACUUGAAUGUACAUGCGUAUUUAUUGCUCACACGUGUUUGCCAUGUUGUUCAUGGGUCCUUUCCAACCCGAGAGGUACGUUUGUUUUGUUUUACCCAAAAAUAAAAGUCUGCCAAGUGAA